AUGGUCCCGGCGACCGUGGACCGACUGCGCCAGAGGAAUCUGACGUGCUCGAGGAGCACACAACAGCAUGAUUGCUGCAUUCCGGCGUUACUCAAUGAGCUGGGAAACUACCGGGCCGACUUCACCAGACCACUACAGGUCCUCUGCCACCGUCUGCGCUGGAACUUUGCCUUGCUACGUCGGAUCGCGAUCGAGUGGCAGGCUCGCAACAGCAGCGAAGAGACGCUGUUCGGAUCGGACUUGACGGUCGUCGUCACCGAGAGCCUGUGGCGAGACGAGACCGGUCGGCGGGAUGAGUGGGAUCGAUGCAUCCAGGGAGACUAUGAGGAAGCUCUUGCGAAGUUCCUCCAGGACAUUCGCGAUUGUCUUCCGCCUACCACGAUGGGCGGCAGAGGAGACACCGGCCACAUCUCCCCUACCACUGCUUUUGUCCAAGAUAAGGCUCAAAAGUUCACUGUGCAGGUCAAAAGUAUCGGCGUCGAGUGA
Cladophialophora yegresii CBS 114405 is the source of this 486-nucleotide messenger RNA. RefSeq lists its product as uncharacterized. The record is from RefSeq and is a predicted model, not a curated record. The transcript is spliced from 2 exons. The coding region runs from base 1 to 486 and encodes 161 amino acids. NCBI's taxonomy places the organism in Eukaryota, Fungi, Ascomycota, Eurotiomycetes, Chaetothyriales, Herpotrichiellaceae.